GCCUCGCCCGCCGCCGAGCCUCCCGGGGGCGGCGGCGCCCGCACCUCGCGGCCGCGGCGCCGCGGGGCCGCCCGUCGAGCGCGAGAUGUCCCAGGAAAACCUGCUCGGCAUGGACGAGGCAGCGCUCAGGAAGCUGCUGGAGGCAACGCUGGACCUUGCCGAGCGGCGCCGCAUUCGCUCGGCCAUCAGGGAGCUGCGGCGCCAGGAGCUGGAGCGGGACGAGGAGGCGCUGGCGUCCAAGCGCUUCCGCUCGGAGCGCGGCAGCCACAGGCAGGACAACAAGGAGAACUGGCUGCGGUCCCAGCAGCUGGAGGAAGAACAGCAGAAGGCCCUGGCCUCGUUAUCCCAGAAACUCGAGUCGAUCACAGAUGUGGAGGAGCUAACAAAACUGCUGCGGGGGGCCAGCGAGUACGAGGAGCGCAAGCUGAUCCGGGCUGCCAUCCGCAAGCUGCGGGCUGAGGAAAUCGAAGCUGCAGCCCUGGCUGGGAAUGUGCAGAGCAGCCGGAGGGAUGACACUGAGCCACCAACCCUACCUGGCAGCACAGACAGCAGUCAGAGGGCUGACAGUGUACAACCAGCCCUGGCUAGAAGUCGGGAGAGCAGCCAGAAAGAUGAUGCCGAGCUCCCAGCUCGGGGCAGGAACAUGGAGAGCAGCCAGAGAGGCGACACUGAGCCACUGACUGAGGCUGGGAGUGUGGAGAGUAGCCGGAGGGAUGAUGAUGAGCCACCAGCCCUGGCUGGGAGUAUGGAGAGUAGUCACAGGGGUGAUGCUGAACCACUGGCUGCUAAAGAGCCUGAGCUGACCGAAGCUGAAUGCUGUGUGGCCCAUGAGCAAGGCAAUGUGGUGGAGCAGGAGCACAUCCGGACUGAGACCCAGGAGCUAUGCAGCGAGCAGCAGAGAACACCUGAAAAAAGCAACGCCCAGGAUGCAGCCUCUAGGACCCUUGUGCUCUUGGAUCUGCACCAGGCCCCAGAGCCCCGUCCAGCCGUCGAGCCGGAGCCCAAAGAGCGCACUGAGGAGCUGGAGCAGGGCCAGCCAUGCUCCGAGCUCGCUGCUCAGGCUGAGUUGCGGUAUCAAGCUUCCUGGAAGGAAAAGAGCCCAGGCAGCCCCUCUGCCAUGCGAGAGCCCGGAGCGGAGCAGCUGGAGACACCCCGCAGCGUGGGGGAAAGCUGCCGUGUAGAGCAGGCUCUUCUGCGACAGCCCUCUGCCAUUAGCCAGGGCAGACAGGUUGUUGUCUGCGUGAGGGGCCAGAUGCCAGAGAAGAUGGGAAACCCUCCUGUGGAGAAGCAAGCAGCGCCCACCCAGCGCGGAGCAGGGACCCCAGCUCGUCUGAACACUCACCGCUGGGAGCAAGCGCCUUCCUCCCUGCGCCCGGCCGGCCGCGCAGAGCCGUGCCCCGACGGGCCGCCGCAGCGCGCCGCCUCCGUGCGGGAGCGCGCCCGCAGGUUCACCGCGGAAGCGCCGGCGCCGAGCGCCGCGGCGGGCAGCGCGGGGCGGCGGCGGGCGGCGGCGGGCGGCCCCGAGGGGGCGGGCGGCGGCGCCGCGGGGCGGGCCGCGCCCGGCCAAUGGCAGCGGGGGCCGAGCGCGGCCCCGCCGGGCCCCGCUCAAAACGCGCGGGGCAGCGGCGGGGGCGCAGAGCAGCGCCCGGCCCCGCCGCCCGCCGGCCCCCGCCCCGCCGGCGCCCACGACGCCAUGAAGACCUGCUUCACCAUCGAGAUCAAGGACGGGCGCGUGCAGCCCCUCAGCACCCGGGUCGUGGGGGCCCCCGGCAACCAGCGGGCAGAGCUGACCGUGGGGCUGAGGAGCACUCCCAUCCACAUCACCACCAUCCCCAGCAGCAGCAAUGUCACCAAGAUGGAGCCGGAGCUGGUGGAGCAGCCCCAAGCACCGAGGCUGGAACCAGAACUUCCCAAUGGCAUGGAAAAAGUCCAAGUGAGGGAGCCAGAGAAGAGGAGCAAGCUGAGCGUUGAGGAGCUGAACAGGAUCGAGGACGAGAAUGUUCUGGAUAAGAUGCUGGAUCAGACAACGGACUUUGAGGAGCGGCGAUUGAUCCGUGCUGCCAUGCGGGAGCUGCGCCAGCGUAAGCGAGACCAGCGGGAGAAAGAGCGAAACCAGCAGCUGCAGGAGAUGAGGAACCAGGCUACAGCAGGGAGGGCAGGCCAUAACACAGAGACCACCACCACGCAGAGCACCCAGUCGGCCGACGGCUCGGCCCGCAGCACAGUCACCAAAACAGAGCGUCUCGUCCAGUCUAACGAUGGCACCAAGACUUCCCGUAUGACAACCACGGAGUCGAGUUAUGUGAAGAGACAAGACAAUGGCAGCAGUACAUUUGUUCAAACCAAAUCAUCCUACAGCUCUUCUUCCAAGAAGAUGGGCAGCAUCUUUGACCGUGAAGAUGAGAGUGCCUCAAGACAGAACAGCCUGGCUGCGCUGGAGCGGCGCCAGGCUGAGAGGAAGAAGGAGCUGAUGAAAGCUCAGAGCCUGCCCAAGACUUCGGCCUCGCAGGCUCGCAAGGCCAUGAUCGAGAAGCUGCAGAAGGAAAGUGGGAGUCCUGCAAAUCCUGCAGUGUCACGCACAGCUGUGCAGCGUUCCUCCAGCUUUGGCGUUCCCAAUGCCAACAGCAUCAAGCAGAUGUUGCUGGACUGGUGUAGAGCCAAGACCCGGGGCUAUGAGCAUGUGGACAUCCAGAACUUCUCGUCCAGCUGGAGUGAUGGCAUGGCCUUCUGUGCCUUGGUCCACAAUUUCUUCCCUGAGGCUUUUGACUAUAGCCAGCUCACGCCCCAGAACCGCCGUCACAACUUCGAGGUGGCCUUCUCCUCUGCAGAGAUGUUGGUGGACUGUGUGCCCCUGGUGGAGGUGGAAGACAUGAUGAUCAUGGGGAAGAAACCAGACUCCAAGUGUGUCUUCACCUAUGUGCAGUCUCUCUACAAUCACCUGCGUCGCCACGAGUUGCGCUUGCGGCAGAAAGAGUGCUAGAGCCUGCCCUGGCCUGCAGCUGACCAACACCUCACUGCCCCCCUCUCCCCACAGGGACGCUGGUGUGCGGAGGAGCUGCCUGCCCCAGCGGAGAGGCUGGCAGGAGGAGCCCAGUGAUGCUGAGGGAUUGGCACUGGGGGGG
Molecule: messenger RNA, 3122 nt
Organism: Rhea pennata
Lineage: Eukaryota; Metazoa; Chordata; Aves; Rheiformes; Rheidae
Gene: SMTN
Product: smoothelin
Exons: 20
Coding region: 86-2980 (964 amino acids)
Biological process (GO): actin cytoskeleton organization
Cellular component (GO): microtubule organizing center; filamentous actin
Molecular function (GO): protein binding
Source: RefSeq, a predicted model, not a curated record